UCCGCAGCAUUGUGCCGUCGCGGGAGACGGGAGCGUUCGAAAAUCUCUGCCACGUGACCGGCGCUGUCGGCUCUUCCCCGCCUUUCCCCGCCGCCUCUCCUGCGUGCUCUCCAAGGCAAUGAGGACGCGCGGGGGCAGCGCACACUCUCUCUCUCUCUCUCUGUGUAGGAAGCCAUGGGGGAAGGAGGCGCUCCCAGCCAUGAGCUAGACUUCGAAGGCGUAGCGCUAGAGCUGACUCAAGAGAAGCAAAUGAAAGAAAUGUUAGAACUGUCCAUAUUUGAAAUGAACAAUACAGUAGCGGAACUAGAGAAAAGACUUAACAGAACUGAUGAUGAAGACAGUGAAUGGAAAACCAGAUAUGAAACCCAAGUAGAACUGAACAAAAAACUAGAAGGGCAGAUUGAAUUUCUCCAAGGAAAGAUGGAGCAUCUUGGUGGCAACCCAACAGACAAACUGGCUUCUGUUCGCGCCUUUGAACAAAUGCAUCCGGAUUCUUUAAAUCAGUUUCUUAAAAAACUGGAAGAGGAGAAGAAAGGUCUCCAGAACCAGCUGAAGGAAUAUGAACUUAGACUGGAUCAAGAGGCAAAGGCUUACCAUAAAGCCAAUGAUGAACGCCGUGCAUACUUAGCAAUGAUUACACAAAUAUCAGGAUCUCUAAAACCAUUAGAGAAACAGAAAAUAGAUGCAGCUGAAAUGAAGAGGGAGAACCAGGUUCUGAGGAGAAAGUGUAAUAUUCCAAGAAAUCAAAGAAUACUGGACCCAAAGAAGGGACCAAUUAAAAAAACAGCAGGAGUGAAGCAUCUUCCAAAACUGAAACUCUGAUUGCUUAUUCUAGAAUUUAUCCUUUUAUUGUUUAUUUUGCCACUUGCAAUUACAGUAAACACAAAAUGUUAUUUUAAAAUAGUAUUUUAAAGGUUCCUCAACUCAAAUACAGGACUAGCACUGGUGAUGUUACCUAGUUUGUAUAAUGAAACAUCAGCAAGAAAACAAUCAAGCUCAGAGAACACCAAGGACCCUCGAAGAGAAAGUCUUAUGGCAUAGUCUCAAGAUACUGUAUGCUUUCUACAUACGGGAACAAUGUUAGGAAGAAUUCUAGUGGAUUUUAAAUGUAUUGGGUCUGUCCUUUAAGAUGUCACCAGAUCUAAUACAUCAUUCUAAUCCAAAAGCAAACAAGCUACUUUAUGGCUUAUGGUGUCAUGUACAAUUAGCCUUAUUUCUUGUUGAAAUGCAAGAAGCUGUAGAUGUUUAUGAUUCUGUACUCCACACUGCAGUUUGCCUUCUUUCAACAAACUGAAGUGGACGCAGGCACAACAGGAUUCUGAGAUAUGCGAGCUUUUGAAAAGUAGUUUUAUUAUAGAAAAGGCAGCAGAGCCACUAUAAAAGAAUGUCAAUAAUUUCUGUCAAUUGAAUGUAGGCCUUAUUUAUAGUGAAAGCAACGUUUACAUUCUUCCAGUUCAGUGUGUCCAGUCUGCAUGGUAUAUUUGUCUUGAAACUAUUCUUUUAGGGAGAGGGCACUGGGGUCAUUUCUUCCUGUUCCUUGUUUUGAAAAUGGACUCAUCUGGUUCAGGCUAUUUGCUCUUGCCUUUGAAAAAUAAGCCAGAUGUGCCUUGCCCAACUAAGUACUCCAGAGUGAAUGACUAAACAACUCUAAAAUUUCCUUUCUCAUGUGUGCAGAAUCAGUAUUCUGGUUGGUUCUUAUUUGGAAUCAAAAAGAGAAGCCAUAACAUUUUUAUUUGCCUCUGUGACAAGCAUUUUAUGAGGAAGACAAUAAAGAGUUUCUAUUUGGAUAUCAUGCUAAAUAAAUCAAGCCCUGGAUCAUCCAGUGCUAUGUGCCUUACAACAUAUGGCAUAUGUUUGGAUAGUUCUCAUGUGAAUCCAGCCAUUGUGAUGUUUCUGUUUGGUAGCCAGUCCUUCAUUAAAGAAUUCUGAAAAGCAAGAACAAAACGGAAGGAAUUUGAUCAAUGUGGAAUUAUGGAAUAAUUUGUGGAAGGUUUUGCAAUAGUUCCUAACUCCUUUUAACUUACAAAUCUCAAGUUUUAUUAAAAAUAUUACAGAACAAAAUUCUCAUUGAUUACACUGAUUUAAUUAAUAUA
Molecule: messenger RNA, 2093 nt
Organism: Ahaetulla prasina
Lineage: Eukaryota; Metazoa; Chordata; Lepidosauria; Squamata; Colubridae
Gene: CCDC169
Product: coiled-coil domain containing 169
Exons: 8
Coding region: 175-822 (215 amino acids)
Source: RefSeq, a predicted model, not a curated record